AUGGAGUCAGAGCUAUCAGCCCUUAUCUGGUCUAUGCAAGCAUGUUCCUCAUUGGGUAAUCAGAAUGUAAUUGUUGAAGGGGAAAACAUCUCUAUCCAUAAGUACAUUAAUCAAGAAGCUUUUAGUCCUCGAUUGCAACAUCUAGUAUCAACAGUGAGGGUGGAAGUCGAGUUUCAUUCACUAAAUUUCGUUCAUGGUAAACAACCAAAAUGCAAGUCUAACAUGCACGUGAGCAAUGGACCAACAAAGCUACAAAGCCUACCUACAAAGCCAUGUGAGUGUGGCGAGUGA
Molecule: messenger RNA, 291 nt
Organism: Eruca vesicaria subsp. sativa (arugula)
Lineage: Eukaryota; Viridiplantae; Streptophyta; Magnoliopsida; Brassicales; Brassicaceae
Source: the annotation of a GenBank genome assembly